Messenger RNA from Emiliania huxleyi CCMP1516, 360 nucleotides. RefSeq lists its product as hypothetical. Lineage: Eukaryota; Haptophyta; Isochrysidales; Noelaerhabdaceae. The transcript has a single exon. Bases 1 to 360 code for a protein of 119 amino acids. The record is from RefSeq and is a predicted model, not a curated record.
AUGAUCCGCCGCGGCCCCGCCCGCACGCCAUUCCUCGCCGCCGUGCAGCCUGCGUGCGCAGCUCUGCGGCAGCCCGCCGUGCACGGGCCGGUGCGGGCGGCGAGCUACUACGAGGUGGUGGAUGGGCAUAAGCGCGACAGGAAGGCGCUCGACGCGGCACGCGAGGCGGUCAAGGGUAAGGGCGACGGUGUGAUCAGCAAGGCAGACACGAAAGCCAUCCUGGCUACCCUGGUUGACGGCCAGGGCGUGACGGCUGCCGAGUUUGGGACGGCCUUUGUCAUUCUUCGAGACUUCAAGUUCACGGCGCCCGCGAAGAAGCUCUUCAUUCAGGAGCUGGCGCUCGCUCAACCGCAAGCCUGA